Messenger RNA from Cylicocyclus nassatus, 378 nucleotides. NCBI's taxonomy places the organism in Eukaryota, Metazoa, Nematoda, Chromadorea, Rhabditida, Strongylidae. The record is from the annotation of a GenBank genome assembly.
AUGACACCAGCAUCAGCCAACAAGGACAGCUGCGAUUUUGAUCUGCCUUCACUUUGGAUUGAUUUGAAAGUUCCGGGAUCGGAUGUCGAUGCUUCAGAUUCUGAUUUUGAACCGGAUAAUAGGCUACAUUCGCAUUGCGAAAGUGACUCGUUCGAAGAAGCUUUUAUUUAUGAGACGGUGACGAAACGAGAAUCGGAGAGUCCUACCCCCAACAUAAUGGCGUAUGCCCAACGGACCCAAAGACCGCCGUCUCCACCGUGGCCGAAAGUGACUCCAUUCGAUUUCAGCGUCCAGAGCAAUAAAGUUUCCAUCAUCAAUGUCAACACAGCUCAUGUGCUAUACGAAUCUGUUGAACAAGACUACAACAUCUUAGUUUAG